AGAGAAAAGUGGGCGCAGAGUUGGAUGUCCUAGAUGAAUUAAAGUUGGUGCAUGUGGGUGAAACAUUCGUGAUAAAAAAAAAUUACCAUCUGUCAAAAAAAAGUACCAGUGCUGACUUUGGACACCUGGGAAUUCAAGAAGUAUGAAACUACAGGCUAUAAUUUUCCUUGUGCUGCAGCUCGUGUUUGAGCUCUCCACAUGCAGAAGCCUCCGGGUGAUCUCUGGGUCCUCUCUGGAGAUUCCCUGUCUCUCGUUUCAAACGGACAUCAUGGCAGCGGACAUUACCUGGAGCUUCAAUGGUGAAGUUAUUAAUCCUGACGAUAAGUCAUCCAGCUCUGUGAGGGUCAUAAAGGGAGGCCUGUACCUCUCGAUCUCCCCUGUCACUCCUGCCAACGAGGGCAGCUACGUGUGUUUGGUCACGGACGACAACACUGAGAUGAUCGGCACACACAACAUCACAGUCGACGCAUCCUACUUCAUAACCAUAAAGGCAACUGAAGGAUCCACCUUCGCCAUCCCGUGUCAUUUCCCACCCUCCGUCGAAGUGACGGCCAACGCUCUGUGGUUCAGAGAGACGAUCGGUGGUGAGAGAACCAAGUUGAAUCUUCAGGACGACGCCGAGGGUGAAAAUAAGAAACUGGAACAGCUUUACCCACUGGACCAGGAUCAGUCCAUCCUGCUCAGACACGUGGCCCACGAGGACGCAGGGCUGUACCAUUGUGAGUCUGCUGAAGGGGCCAAGCUCACCACAGUUUACGUCAUUGUUAAAGACGCCCCCAGCCUUCCCUCUCACUCAUGUGCGGGCUUCACCGCGCCUUGGGAAGAGUGUCGGAAUGAAAACAGUCACACGGAGGCCAACAUUUUACAGGAGUCCACCACCGAGUUUGCUCUGAAACUCUAUUCUUUCCUAAGACACAUGUAUCCCUCAAGCAACCUGCUCUUUUCCCCCAUCAGCAUCAGUGGUCUGCUGUCACAUUUGCUCCUAGGAGCGAGGAACGUCACUCGCAGGGCCCUGGAGGGAGCCGUCUUUGUGCCUCACGACUUCCACUGCCUUCACUUCCAGAUGAAGAAGCUGAGAGAGAAGUUGUCCGGCUCCUUGCAGAUGGCCUCUCAGAUCUACUAUAACCCACAAAUGAACCUGAGCGAGUCCUUUACAAACCAGUCUAUUCAAUUCUACGACUCGGAGCCCACCAAGCUGCUGGCGUCCGGCGAGGAGAGUGCACGGAUGAUCAACACCUGGGUGGCGAGUAAAACCAACAAUAAAAUCACACAGCUGGUUGAGUCCGUAUCGCCCGACGCGCAGCUGAUCCUGCUCAAUGCCGUCUCCUUCAGCGGUCAGUGGAAGGGGAAGUUUGAUCCGAAGCCAAGGAAAGCACAUUUCACCAAGCUGAACGGGGAUCUGGUGAAAGUCCCUAUCCUCUAUCACGAGACGUUCACAGCGACCAUGAUGCACUCUGUCGAUCUGAAGGCACAGGUGGCGAGGUUCGCUCUGACCGGCAACAGCAGUCUGUACGUCCUGCUGCCUCGCACCGGCAAAGCGGCUGACCUGCAGCAGGUGGAGGAGAAGAUGACGGACACAGCUGUGCGUGAAAUGAUCGAACAGAUGAAGGCGACGGCGCCUCAGCAGAUGGAGGUCACCCUGCCCCAGAUCACGCUCGAUGUUACCCCAGACAUGAACAUACUCAUUAAGAAAUUAGGACUGUCGUCACUUUUCGAGGGUGCCAACCUGUGUGGGCUGUACGCCGAGGAGAAGCUGGUGCUGGACGAGGCCAGACACAGGGCUUUCCUCGCUCUGACUGAGCGCGGGGUCGAGGCCGGCGCUGUCACCUCUCUGUCGUUCUCUCGCUCGUUCCCCUCCUUCAGAGCCCUGCGGCCGUUCAUCCUGCUGCUUUGGAGCGACCAGGCCAGCGUGCCGCUCUUCAUCGGCAGAGUGACUGACCCAUCAGUGAAAGAGUGAGUGUGUGUUUGUGUGCGUUUAGAGGACAGAAGACAUGCAUGGUUAAUACUUGGACCAGUUUCCAGAUAACAUGCAAGUUCAGAAUCAAUCCUUCAAAUGUGUUAUGGCUUUGACUAAAACAUGCACUCAAUAAAUAAACACAAAUUCAGACAACAUACAUGGCGC
This is a messenger RNA of Salarias fasciatus (jewelled blenny), 2122 nucleotides long. It is a transcript of the gene serping1, whose product is annotated as serpin peptidase inhibitor, clade G (C1 inhibitor), member 1. The record is from RefSeq and is a predicted model, not a curated record. Gene Ontology annotation, molecular function: serine-type endopeptidase inhibitor activity. The coding region runs from base 143 to 1957 and encodes 604 amino acids. Gene Ontology annotation, biological process: negative regulation of endopeptidase activity. The transcript has 11 exons. NCBI's taxonomy places the organism in Eukaryota, Metazoa, Chordata, Actinopteri, Blenniiformes, Blenniidae.